AUCCUUGUCGCAGACAAAACUAGGCGACAACGGCCUACUUCAAGUUCUCUCGUCAAUUGGAGCCUCCAACAAAAUGGAGCGAGCUAUAUCUGGCAUUACCAGCAAGCUGAGCUCUCGGAAGAGCACAAAAGACUUUUCGGCGCUCGCGGGAGGAAAGGAAUGGCCCACGGAUGCAAACCAGUACCAAAUUCUGGACGAUUGCGGUCGGGGUGUCAGUGCAACUGUGCAUCGUGCAAAAUGCCUCACGAAUGGCGAGAUAAUCGCUGUGAAGCUGAUGAACCUAGAGUCUAUGAACUGCGACCUGGACGAGAUCAUACACGAGGCGCAGACCAUGCGCAUGUACAACCACCCCAACAUCCUGCCGCUGUAUACCUCCUUCGUGCACGGCCAAGAGCUGUGGAUGGUCAUGCCUUUCGUGGCGGGAGGCUCGGUACUGCACAUUAUGAAAUACGCGUACCCGGAGGGCCUGGACGAGGUGGUGAUCGCCACCAUCGGGCGGGAGGUGCUCAAGGGGCUGGACUACGUGCACCGCAACGGCAGCAUCCACCGCGACGUCAAGGCGGGUAACAUCCUGGUGGACGGCGACGGCAUUGUGAAGCUGGGCGACUUCGGUGUGGCGGCCAGCCUGGAGCGCGGCGGCAGCUGGGGCCACGACAAGCAGGCGCGCAUGACGUUCGUGGGCACGCCCUGCUGGAUGGCGCCCGAGGUCAUGGAGCAGACCAUGGGCUACGACUUCUCCGCCGACAUCUGGUCGUUCGGCAUCACGCUACUGGAGAUGUGCCACGGCCAUGCGCCGUUCGCCAAGUUCCCGCCCAUGAAGGUGCUGCUCAUGACGCUGCAGAACCCCGCGCCCACGCUGGAGGACAAGGGGAAGCGGCACUUCUCCAAGGCUCUGAAGGACCUGGUGGCUCGCUGCCUACAAAAGGAGAGCGACAAGCGCCCCACCGCGGCGCAGCUGCUGGAGCACAAGUUCUUCAAGAUUGCCCGCGAUUCCAAGUACCUGAAGGAGUUCCUGGUGGGCAACCUGCCCGCGCUGGCGGACCGCGUCAACCGCAUACGCAACGGCAUGGCCGCCACCAACGUCACCGACAACGACCGAAACCUGGAGAAGAGCCAGGUGGGGGCGCCGCCGGACGCGGCCUCGCUGCACGCGGACGAGCUGGAGGAGAUCAAAGCGCGGGAGGAGUACCGCAAGGGCGUGUCCUCCUGGAACUUCGACCUGGCGGCGCUCAAGGCGCAGGCGGCGCUCGAGCCCGACGACGACAGCAGCGCGCACGGCGCCGCCAGCAUGUUGCCAACCAUCAGCGAGAGUGAUGAGCGGGAGGACACGCUGACCGGCACCAGCGCGGCGGCGGCGCAGGCGUUCCUAGUGGCGCAGGCGGAGGAGCAGGCGGCUGCGGCAGCGGGAGCGGGAGCAGGAGGAACGGGAGCGGGGAGCGCGGCGGCGGCCGGGGAGGCGGCGCGGUCGUUCAUGUCGGCGUUUGCCACGGUAAGCGGGCAGGAGUCCACCGCGAGGACCGGCUCGGUGCUGCCGCUCGCAGCGCCCUCGCCGACGCCAGCACCCAUGACGGUAGACGUGUCUGCGCCCGUGGCAGCGCCCCUGCGCGCGGUGGCGUCUGGGGAAGGGCUGGCGGGCGGCGACCGCGGCGCCAUGCCCGGCUAUGGCGACAUGCCGCCGCCCUCGCCCGGCGGCGGCGUCAGCCCAGCGGCGGGGCUCAGCCGGGAGGGCAGCGUGGGCGGCAACAUGGGUGGCAUGGCCACCACGCCCACCGCCGUCACCAAGCAGAAGAAGGGCCGCUUCGAGGUCAGCGAGCACCCAGCCGUGCCCGUCGCGUCCGCGGCCGCGCCGCAUGGUGUGGUGGCCUCCGGCAGCGCGGUGGCGCUGCCCUCGCUCGCCACCACGUCCGUGGCCGGCGCGCCGCACAUGGUGUCCGCCUCCAGCGCCGGCAGCCUCUCCACCUACAACACCUUCAGCGGCCCCUCCAUCAGCGGCGGCACGGUGCCGGACCUGUCCGCGCUGCGCGGGUCCGCCACCGGGCUCGCGGACAUGGCUGGUGCGGGCGGCGGCGCGGCGCUGCUGGGCGGCGCGGCGGCGCACGGGGAGGAGGGGUUGAUGAUGGGGGCUGCGGCGGCGGUGGCGCCGGGGCCGCAGCCGACGCUGCGGACUGAGGUGGAGGAGAGUGUGACCAGCGUGGAGCCCAAGCAGCGCGGCCGCUUCAAGAUCGUGGCGGAGCAGGGCGCCGAGUCCCGGCCGCUGUCCAAGACCUCCUCACUGGCCAACCUGUCGGACGCGGGCAAGAGCCGCUCCGACGGCGGCGGCGGCGCACUGCUGGGCAAGCCGCCCACCGGCCCCUCCGGCCCCUCCUCCAUCACGCCGCCCAUCAGCAUCAUGCUGCCCAAGCUGCAGGAGCUGCUGGACCACGCCAACGCACACCAGGCAGCGCUGCAGAAACUGCUGGGCGCCGUCCAGGAGUGCGACAAGGGGAGAGUGCCGCUGCUGCUGUCGCGAGCGCAGUCAACACGUUCGCUGUUCGACGGCACGCCUGGCAUGGUGCUGAGUCCGGCCGCGGCGGGCGAGGGGGCAGAGGAGUUGCGGACUGCGAUGGCCGAGCUGCGGGCACGGCUGGCGACGCUGGAAGAUGAGAACGCGCGGCUACGCGAGCGCAACAAGGUGCUCGAGACCCUGCACGACGCCUCGCAGCAGUCUGCCGCCGUUGCCGCGUCCGCCGGCGCGCCGGCGCCCUCCGGGCCCUCCUACAACACCUCCCUCGGCGGCACCUCCGUCCGGUUCAACCUGCCGGACAGCUCCGGUGGUGCGCUGCAGUCGCCCACUUUGUCCGUCAGCCCGAAGCUGCCCGCUGCGGAUCUGCCGCCGGCGCCCGGGUCAGGCGCGCAGCCCAGCGCGUUGUAGCGGCAGCACGCGGCUUGCGCCAAGGCCUUCGUUGGUGGCGCGGUGUGGCGUGCACUGUAGCGAGAGUGUGUACCUUGCGUGCGUGCUGCUGAAAGGUGCGCUCAGCAGAAGUGCCCGUGCCAUCUGUGUCCGUGUCCGUGUCUGUGCCUGUGGCUCGUGUCGUACAGUGUUUGUGCCCCAGUACUGUUUCUGCCUUCUAGAUCGCGUUGUGUUGCCCCGGCGCGAAUGCGGCUCUGCGUCCACUUUGGGGUCGCUGCUGCGCGCUUGCGGCCGCCCUGGCAGUGCGUGUCAUGCUGGCGGUUGCUCAGCCCAGAGGCGGGAUCCCUUGCCUAUUUGAGCAUACUAAAGGCUGACCGGUAGCGGCAGGUGGCGUGCACCGGUUCUGUCUGGCGCACACAAGUGGCUCCAGGUAAAACAUGAGGGCAGAGAAGCACGCACACAAUUCUUGAGAACAUUUCUUUCUUGCGGGGGCAGUUCUUCUGACAAACUACAUGCAUCAGUCAUGACAUUUGACAUUCACACGGCCAUCGACUGGGCGUUGGUACCGGCGUGGGGCAUUGACGAACUGGACAUUUCUUGGGUGCUACACAGCAUGUGCAUAGCGCUGACGGCUUUUGUGUGUGAGGAUGGGGGAUUUGGUUCAGGGAGGAGCAGGCUGCUGCGCUGGGUGUAGGUGCCGAAUGCACGCCCGCACAUACUAAAGCAUUUGCAGAACGUUUGGCCAGGUUUGGCCUCAGGAAAGCGGCCGCAUGUCCGUCCACAUCCGCAUCGUAGUAGCGUAGAGCUCCACUCGAGCGUCUCUCACGGGGACUAUGCGAACUGAUGCUACUUUGCAACGGCCAAGAUGCGGCCAUUGAGGCGUCACAUUAAUCCCGGGAUGCUUCACAUGAUCCUGGGAGAUAGUCGACCAGUCUCUUCCGGCACACAAUCCCGAACAUCACAUGGACAGCGAAACUGUAAGCUUAAGCGCACGCCCAGGUAUUCUGACAGAAGGGUCGGUGGUCGGCCAUGGACACAUGGACAUGUGUGGCAUGGCUGCCAGUCAAGGUGUGCCUCCAGUUGAGCACUGUAAAGCUUGCCGAGA
Chlamydomonas reinhardtii is the source of this 3995-nucleotide messenger RNA. RefSeq lists its product as uncharacterized. Lineage: Eukaryota; Viridiplantae; Chlorophyta; Chlorophyceae; Chlamydomonadales; Chlamydomonadaceae. Gene Ontology annotation, biological process: protein phosphorylation. The record is from RefSeq and is a predicted model, not a curated record. Gene Ontology annotation, molecular function: protein kinase activity; ATP binding; protein serine/threonine kinase activator activity. The transcript has 15 exons. Bases 74 to 2911 code for a protein of 945 amino acids.